AAUUGCCCCUGGAUGGAUGGGAAUUCUGGUUGAUCUGGUUGUAACGGCCGGACCGCCCCAUGAUGUAAUCUCGCGUCGAGAGACCUUCGAUAGCUCCCCAAGGUCUCCCAACAAGGGAGCUUAGCUACCUACAUAGUAGGUACUGCAUAGCUCCCGUCCAAGUCCUCUCAGCAGUGCGACCGUCAGUUUCAUGUUUUCUUGCGUCUGCCCCGCUUCCAGCCUCAAGCAUAUUCUUUCCACCAAAGAUAAACACCGUGUUUUCUCUCUCUUCUUCCCAUCACGAAUUCGGCAUUCGUCAACCGUCAAGCAACUCGUCGGCAACAGGGCCCUCGGCGAACUGCGCCUCCAGUCGUGAUACAUAGCUACGCUCCUCCCCACCAAACCAAACCUAGAGGGUCGAAUAUUCGAGCGAUCGGUCGGGACUGCAGCGGGAAUGGAUCCCAUCGCUGUUAACUCGUCCAACACCUUGGCGGACAGCGGCAAGUUGGCCGAGGAUGACAUCCCCCGGGACGGCACUGGAGUUUUGAAGCUCGACCCUUGGCUGUCGCCUUUCCAGGACUCGCUCAAGAGACGCUACGCCAAGGCCCAGGAAUGGAUCAAGCGGAUCGACGAGACAGAGGGCGGAUUGGACAAGUUUAGCAAGGGGACGGAUCUCUUUGGACUGCGGGUGAAGGAGGACGGCAGCAUUGUUUACAGGGAGUGGGCUCCGAACGCCGUGCGGGCGUCCCUUAUUGGCGACUUCAACAAAUGGGACAACAAGGCCCAUCCGAUGAAGAAGAACGAGUUCGGCGUCUUUGAAAUCACCAUCCCCCCAACAGCCGAUGGCAAGCCUGCCAUCCCCCACAAAUCCAAGGUCAAGAUCACUCUCGAGCUGCCCACCGCAGAAUGGGUCGACAGGCUACCGGCCUGGAUCAAGUACGUCACGCAGGACCUGUCCGUCUCCCCGGCCUACGAUGCCCGCUUCUGGAACCCGCCGCCGGAGGAGCGGUACGUGUUCAAGCACGCCCGGCCCAAGAAGCCGGCCAGCCUGCGCAUCUACGAGGCCCACGUGGGCAUCUCGUCGCCCGAGCUGCGCGUCACCACCUACAAGGAGUUCACCAAGAACAUGCUGCAGCGCAUCAAGGGCCUGGGCUACAACGCCAUCCAGCUCAUGGCCAUCAUGGAGCACGCCUACUACGCCAGCUUCGGCUAUCAGGUCAACAACUUCUUCGCCGCCAGCAGCCGCUACGGCGAGCCCGAGGACCUGAAGGAGCUGGUCGACGUGGCCCAUAGCCUGGGACUCGUCGUCCUGCUGGACGUGGUCCACAGCCACGCGUCCAAGAACGUGCUCGAUGGACUGAACCACUUUGACGGCACCGACCAUCAGUACUUCCACGAGGGCGGCAGGGGAAGGCAUGAGCUCUGGGACAGCAGGCUGUUCAACUAUGGCCAUCACGAGGUCAUGCGCUUCUUGCUGAGCAACCUGCGCUUCUGGAUGGACGAGUAUCAGUUUGACGGGUUCCGGUUCGAUGGCGUCACGAGCAUGCUCUAUCUGCAUCACGGCAUUGGAACUGGCUUUUCCGGCGGUUACCACGAGUAUUUUGGUGCCGCUGUUGACGAGGAGGCCGUUGCGUACCUUAUGGUCGCCAACGAGAUGCUUCACCAGCUGUAUCCGGAGGUCAUCACCGUGGCCGAGGACGUCUCGGGCAUGCCGGCGCUCUGCCUGCCGCUCUCGCUCGGCGGCAUUGGGUUUGACUACAGACUGGCCAUGGCCAUUCCUGAUAUGUGGAUCAAGAUCCUGAAGGAGUUGAAGGACGAGGAUUGGAAUAUCGGCAACAUCUGCUGGACGCUCACUAACCGCCGCCACGGAGAGAAGACGAUCGCAUAUGCCGAGAGCCACGAUCAGGCUCUGGUCGGCGACAAGACCCUUAUGAUGCACCUCUGCGACGCCGAACUCUACACCAACAUGUCUGUGCUGACGCCCCUGACCCCCGUCAUCGACCGCGGCAUGGCCCUGCACAAGAUGAUCCGCCUCUUAACGCACGGCCUGGGCGGCGAGGGCUGGCUCAACUUUGAGGGCAACGAGUUCGGCCACCCGGAGUGGCUCGACUUCCCGCGAGAGGGCAACCAAAACUCGUUCUGGUAUGCCCGGCGCCAGCUGAACCUCACCGAAGAUCACCUGCUGCGAUACCAGUUCCUCAACAACUUUGACCGCUCCAUGAACCUCUGCGAGGCCAAGUACGGCUGGCUGCACUCGCCGCAGGCCUACAUCUCGCUCAAGCACGAGGGCGACAAAGUCAUUGUCUUUGAGCGGGCCGGCCUGGUCUUUGUCUUCAACUUCCACCCGACCCGGAGCUAUACCGACUACCGGAUCGGCAUCGAGGUCCCCGGCACCUACCGCAUCGUUCUCGAUUCCGACACCAAGGAGCACGGCGGCUUCUGCCGCCUCGAUCCGGACACCCGCUUCUUCACGGAACCGCUCGAGUGGAACGGGAGGAAAAACUGCACUCAUGUUUACAUUCCGUGCAGAACCGCUUUUAUUCUGGCGCUCGAGUCAACUCUCUAGCAGCACUAGUUAAUGGUUUCAAGAGGAGAACUGUCACAGCGAAUUGAUUUGUCGGGAGGGAAAAAGUAACUCUUCAAGAAGCGGGGUAGAAAAGUGAAAAAGGGACGCUAUGUGCAAGGCCAGACGGGCCAAUCUGAGAUUG
Molecule: messenger RNA, 2687 nt
Organism: Thermothelomyces thermophilus ATCC 42464
Lineage: Eukaryota; Fungi; Ascomycota; Sordariomycetes; Sordariales; Chaetomiaceae
Product: glycoside hydrolase family 13 protein
Exons: 7
Coding region: 434-2545 (703 amino acids)
Biological process (GO): glycogen biosynthetic process
Cellular component (GO): cytoplasm
Molecular function (GO): 1,4-alpha-glucan branching enzyme activity; hydrolase activity, hydrolyzing O-glycosyl compounds; cation binding
Source: RefSeq, a predicted model, not a curated record